Trichomycterus rosablanca is the source of this 5415-nucleotide messenger RNA. Its product is annotated as laminin subunit beta-4-like. The record is from RefSeq and is a predicted model, not a curated record. NCBI's taxonomy places the organism in Eukaryota, Metazoa, Chordata, Actinopteri, Siluriformes, Trichomycteridae. Gene Ontology annotation, biological process: tissue development; animal organ morphogenesis. The transcript has 34 exons. Bases 19 to 5415 code for a protein of 1798 amino acids.
UUCAUAGCCAGAGCAGCAAUGGGUGGAGAGGUGAUGUCUGCACUGCUGCUCCUUGUGCUGGUAGUGCCCGCUUAUUUCCAGGAUGAGUGUGAUGGAAACUUGUGUUAUCCCAGCCUAGGCGAUCUUAUGGUGGGUCGUGCUGCCCAGCUGUCUGCCACUUCCACAUGUGGUUUAAAUGGGCCCCAAAACUACUGCAUCCUGGGAUAUCUGGAGGAUGAACAGAAGUGUUUUGUUUGUGACUCUAGAAGUCCUUACAAUCUGCACAACAACCAUAACAGCCACCAAGUAGAUAACAUUAUCACCAACUUUGAACCAGAGCGCAAAAUGAGAUGGUGGCAGUCUGAAAAUGGUGUGCAUCAAGUCAGCGUUCAGCUGGACCUUGAGACCGUUUUUCAAUUUAGCCACAUGGUCCUUACAUUUAAGAGUUUCCGACCUGCAGCAAUGUUGGUGGAGAGGUCAAAAGACUUUGGGCGUACUUGGAAGGUGUUACGAUACUUUUCUGUAGACUGUGCCAGUGACUUCCCCAGAAUCUCAGAAGGUCCAGCUGAAGCUAUAGACGAUCUUAUCUGUGACACCCGCUACUCUGGAGCUGAGCCCUCUACUGAAGGCGAGGUGGUUUUUAAGGCUCUGGACCCCAACUUUCAUAUUGAUGAUCCAUAUGACCCCACUAUUCAAGAGCUCAUCACCAUGACUAACCUGCGAGUGAACUUUACACGUUUACUCACCCUGGGGGAUGACUUGCUGGGAAGAAAGAGAAGAUACCCACAAGAAAAAUAUUACUACUCUCUUUAUGAGAUGGUGGUCAGAGGGAGCUGCUUCUGCAAUGGCCAUGCCAGCCAGUGUAUGCCUGUUGAUGGCACACGUGGAGAUACCUUCAAUCAACCAGGCAUGAUUCACGGACGAUGCACGUGUGAACACAACACUAUGGGGAACAACUGUGAGAAGUGCCAGCCCUUUUACAACGACGCCCCCUGGAGGCCAGCUACAAUCACUGACCCGCAUGUUUGCAGAAAGUGUAACUGCAAUGGCCACUCAGAGAGUUGUCACUUUGACUUGGAACAUUACUUGGCAACUGGGCAGACCAGUGGUGGUGUGUGUGAUGACUGCAGAAAUAAUCGCAUGGGUGCUCAGUGUGAACUCUGUAGUCCACGCUUCUACCAGGAUCCUCUGCGCUCUGUAGAUGAUCCUUAUUCCUGUAUACCCUGCAACUGUGAUCCAGUUGGGUCAGUGGAUGGAGGACUGUGUGAUUCAGUCACUGGCCACUGUGUAUGUAAGGAAAAUGUAGAGGGUGAACGCUGUGACCGUUGUAGAGUGGGCUUUUAUGGACUUGAACAGGAAGACCCCAGUGGCUGCCAAGCUUGUAUGUGUAACUUCUUGGGCACUGUACGCACAUCCCCAUGUGACCAGAACACAGGCCAGUGUAUUUGUGAACUGUUUGCCAGUGGACUGGAGUGUGACCAGUGUCUACCAGGUUACUGGGGACUUGGAAACACAGUUCAUGGAUGCGCUCCAUGUGACUGUGACAUAGGUGGAGCCUUCAAUACCAUGUGUUCCUUAGACAAUGGUCAGUGUCAGUGCAGAGCUAAUAUGGUGGGACGUAGCUGUAGUGAGCCUGCACCUGGUUUCUUCCUGGCACCUUUUGACUUCUAUUUGUAUGAGGCUGAAAAUGCUGUUCCUCUGGACAGCAAGUGUCCCACAAUAAAACCCACUAGGCGUCCUUACUGCCCGCCAGCACCCUCGAAAUAUCCUACUUCUGCUCCUGUGCCAACAAAACCGGCCCAAAUGCCCAACUGUGCAGACUACUUCAGAAGCAAGGGUUUUGACGUUUACUUUAGGGAUGGAAGAUUUGUGGUGGUUAAACGUGAAAGUCGCCGAAAGCGAAGACAAGACCAAAGAACCAUUUCUUUGCAACCAGGAUCAGCUCAUGAGGUUAUCCUCCGAUCACAAACUCCAGAUGGACCUAUCACUUGGACUGGACCAGGAUUUGUGCAGGUUCAGGACGGAGCAGGACUUCGAUUUACAGUCACUAACAUCCCAUUGAGUCUUAACUACAAUCUUGUUAUUCGUUAUGAGCCACAGUCCACAGAUGACUGGAAAGCAACUGUAAAAUUUUUGCCUUUGGAAUCUACUGAUGAAAGCUGUCCGUAUGAUCCAAAUGAGAAAACGCUCACACUUCCAAGCACUGGCAGGGCCGCCACCCUGGACACCCCAUUAUGUGUCAGCUUUGGUGUGCGAUACUAUGUGGAUAUCACAUUUGAGAAACAGGACAAUCCUGACUGCAGCUCACAUAUCCUUAUUGAUUCAGUGGGACUUUUACCAAAGAUAGAGUCUCUUCCAAAUUUCUGCUCAGAUACAGAUCUGGCUCAGUACCAGCAUUAUGACUGUGAGAAGCUGGGUGCACAAGCAGGAGAACGUACUCUACCUGAGGUGUGUGAAAGACUGUUUGCCAGCAUUUCCGCCUAUAUCCAUAAUGGUGCAAUCUCUUGUAGAUGCAAUUCAGAGGGGUCACUCAGCUCAGUUUGCAAAAGAAUUGGAGGACAAUGUGACUGCAAACCCAAUGUGGUUGGCCGCUGCUGUGAUACCUGUGCACCUCUUACUUAUGGGUUUGGCUCAGAUGGCUGCUUCCCAUGUGACUGUGAUCCAGCUGGCUCCAAAGAUGAGUAUUGUGACUCCAUCACUGGACAGUGCCCAUGUCAUAAUCAGUUUACAGGAAGACAGUGUAACCAGUGUAUGCCGGGAUUUUAUGAUUUUCCUAACUGCAAGCGUUGCCAGUGCAAUGGGCUGGCUAACCUCUGUGACCAGAUUACUGGAGUUUGUUUGAAUUGCAGAGAGCAUUCAACUGGACCCAACUGUGAAAGGUGUGAGGAGGGUUACUUUGGUGACCCUGUGUCAAGGGAGCCCUGCAAGCCAUGCAGCUGUCCAGAUUUAAAAGGCAGUGGACGUUUUUUUGCUAGCACCUGCCACAAAGACCCGAAUUCUGUAAGCCUGACCUGUGUAUGUGAGACUGGGCAUGAAGGCUUACGCUGUGAUAAGUGUGCACCUGGUUACUUUGGUAAUCUGAUAUUACCGGGUGCUAGAUGCAAGAAGUGUUCCUGCAACAACAACAUUGACCCAAGUGAUCCUGAAGCAUGUGACACUGUUACUGGAGAUUGUCGUCGUUGUCUGUACAACACUGCUGGACCUCAGUGUCAGAACUGCAAGCCAGGUUACUAUGGAAACGCUCUGCUCCAGGACUGCAAACAAUGUUCUUGUGACCCUAAAGGAACUAUAGCAUCCAAGUGCCCCCAGGGCAGCCCCUGUUUGUGUGAUCAGGUAACUGGGAAGUGCCCGUGCCGCACUGGUGUGGUUGGUGUUCUAUGUGAUCGUUGUGCUGAUGGAUAUUGGAAUAUGACUGGAAGCUGCCAGCCGUGUAACUGUGACGUAGCGAACUCUCUCAACAAUGUGUGCGACAAGGUUACAGGCCAGUGUACUUGUGAGACAGGAUAUGGUGGCAAACAGUGUGAAAAAUGUGCAGCCAAUCAUUUUGGAAAUCCAGACAUUCAGUGCAUGCCCUGUGAAUGUAACAUGGAGGGCUCAGUCUACCCAGGAUGUGAUCCUGAAACUGGAGAUUGCAUUUGUCGGCCGGGAGUGGUGGGCUACUUCUGCGAUAAGUGUGCCCCAGGGCAUGAUCCAACCUUUCCUACUUGUGAACCAUGCAGCUCUUGUUACCAACAGUGGGAAAAAAAUUUCACCAACAUCUUCAAGAGUACUGAGAAAAUGCUCUCCUUGACGUCUAAACUUGGGGGAAAGCUGGAGCUUAGUGAAUUGAAACUUCAGGGGAAGAUAAAUCAACUAAAAGACAAACUGAUGAACGUAGUGAAAUUGUUACGUCGUGACCCUGACAUGUUUGGGGGCAUAAAAAAUCUUCUAAAUCAAAUCAGGGACACUAUGGACAACAUGGAUACAGACAUAGUAAUUAUUGAUCCAUCUAAGCUGCUGAACACAGACAUUGAUAACAUUCAUUAUGAGUUCAAAAAGCUUCUGGAUAAGCUGCAGAAAAAAGUUCAAGAUGCCAAAAAAAUUGACAUAAAAUCAAUAAAUGAUGGUUUCCAAAAAAUUCGCAAGCUCCAUGCUAAUUUCCUAAAAGAUGAAACGCGUGUAAACAAUGCUAAAAAAAAGUUGGAUGCUUCCAUGCAGACUCGGCAGGACGCUAAACGGGAACUGGCUAAGUGUGAACAGAAACCACUGGAUGAACUAGAGAAAAAGGUCAAAGACCUCAGUGUGGCCAAGCUUAAUGAGGAGAUUUGUGGAGCUCAAGAUGAUAAAGAGUGUAAGAAGGUAAAGUGUGAGGGUGCUCUAUGUGGAUUGUGUGGCUGGCCAUCCUGUACAGGAAGUCUACCUAUCAUAAGGGACACCUUUGACACAGCAAAGAAGACUGAAACAGGCAUCCGUGAACUGCUGCGAAAUCUCACAGACGCAGAGACAAAGAUUAAAGAAGUAAAGAAAACUACUAGGGAUGUGAAAGACAAGGCAAACGGCAUGAGGGAUAAAAUCACAAAAACUAAGGACAAGCUUGAGAAAGAAAAGGAUUCUACCAAAAGACUUAUCAAACGUAUCUCCGAUUACCUCAAAGAAGACGCACUGGACCCAGAGGACAUUAACAAGGUAGCCUCUGCUGUAUUGGCUAUCAAGCUUCCCAAGUCCCCAGAUGAGAUUAAAAAAAUGAUAGAGGAAAUCCAGAGAAAAAUGGGCAACUUCACACAAUUUAAUGAGGACCUGAAAAAGUUGGAGGACCAAGCCAAAUUAGCCAAAGACUUGAAAGAUAAGGCUAAUGAAAUCUUGGACAAAACCAAGGAUAUUGAUGUCAGUGAUAUAGAGAAAAUCCUGAAGGAUACUACCAAGCUACAUGACAAAAUUAAGCCAAAUCUGGAUCAGACUGAAAACAACAUAGAUGCUGCUAAAGAUUUAAUAGACGAGAGCCUACCUAAACUAGCAAAUGCUGAAGAAAACCUGAGCCCAACUCCAGCCAAAAAGCUGCAGGAGGAAAUUGAGGCUCUAAAAGAUAAAACAGAAAUGAACAGAGCUCAGGCUUUGGAUGCUAAAAAAGCUGCUGGUGCAGCUUUAGUCAAUGCUACAGAUGCCAAAAAGAAUCUUAAAGAAGUAGAAGAGCAGUUAAAAAAACUGAAAAACAAUACCCAGGAUGUAAGUGAAGAUAUUAAAGAGCGUCUAAUGAACAUUACAAAAGAGGCUGAAGAUAUGGCUAAAGAUGUUGAAAAUAAAAAGAAGCUAAUUGAAGAUUUGGAGAAAAGAAUUCAAGAUUCUAUAGAAAGCAAAAAUGACAAAAUGAUAGAACUGGAGAGCUUGAUGACAGAGGCAGAAGAUUUGUGGAAAAACAUUAGUGAAAGCGUGGCAUACUAUUUGGUAUGCACUACCUAG